CGUGUCCGCGCUCUCGUGGCUCUCGUGCACCAGUGGUUUCCGUUUUGUUUCCUUAUUGUUGCUAGUCCUCGGCCAGGCGGGGAUUUCUGCGCAGCGCUCUGGAGAAACGUGGAAUUUGCGCUUUGAACCUUCAGACUCGUUAAACGGUGACAGCUUUUCAUAGAUCUGCCAACGUUGAAAUCAAAAGCGGCCUGCUGUGUAGCAAUGGAAGCCGACCAGAAUCAGGAAGUUCCAGAGACUGUCGCUGAGACACAGGAAGUGGCGGUGCAACAAGAGGAGAAAUCGGAGCCUAGGUCUGAAGAGGUGGCACCUUCAGAGCCAGCAGAUCCUCCAAAAGCGGCCCCUGAACCCGAGAAGACCCCAGAGACGGAGCAUCCUGCUGGGGAAUUGCCAGAAAUGGAGAAAACGACAGGCUCCGAAGUGCCUCCUGCUAAACCAUCUGAGCCCGAGGUGGCUCUGGAAAAAUCUCCUGAGGAAACCCCGGCUGCCGAGUCUUCUGAGAAACCUCCUGAGCCAGAACAGCAGAAGUCGUCUGCGGAUCCACAGGUUCAAGUGAAUUCCGAACCUGAGAAACAGGAGCAAGAAGCUGUGAAAGAAGUAGAGCCUAAGAAAGAGGAGGAGUCUGCCAAAGAGGUGGAGUCCAAACCCACUGCUGUGAAUGAAGCCAAGCCCAAAGAAUCUGAUGAAGGUGAGGAGACCAAGACAGAAGGAGGAGAGGAUAAGGUACAACCAGAGGCGGAUCCUCCAAAAGUGGCCGAAACCAAGCCGAAAGAGCCAGAGCUGCCUUUGUUCUUUGGCUGGUUCCUGCUUCCAGAGGAAGAGGAACGAAUUAAGUGUGCAACCAUGGAUUUUCUCAAGACGCUGGACACUUUAGAGGCCUUCAAAGAACACAUCAGCGAAUUUACUGGUGAGGCGGAGAAAGCAGUGGAUCUUGAGCAGUAUUUCCAGAACCCACUGCGUCUCCACUGCACUACAAAGUUCUGUGAUUAUGGGAAAACGGAGGGGGCUAAAGAGUAUGCAGAGCUACAGGUGGUCAAGGAAUCACUUGCCAAAUCUGAUGAGCUUUCCGUCACUGCUCUCAUAGUGACCCCUCGUACAUUUGGGGCCCGUGUGGCUUUGACGGAAACCCAGAUGAAGCUGUGGCCCGAAGGAGCGGAUAAAGAAGGGGUCGCCCCUGCCCUCUUGCCCAGUGUAGAGGCUCUUCCAGCAGGUAGCCGUGCCCACGUCACUUUAGGCUGCUCUGCAGGCGUGGAGGCGGUUCAGACCGGUUUGGAUUUGCUGGAGAUCCUGGCUCUGCAGAAAGAGGGCAAGGAGGGAACCCAGGUCGAGAUGGACUUGGGUACUUUGUCCUACCUGAGCGAGGGCCGCUGGUUCCUCACCCUGAGGGAACCGAUUACUGCAGACACCAACUUCUCUAGCUUCUCUGAGGACAAGCCCACCACCAGCGACCAGGGAAAAAAGGAUGGAGAAAAGAAAAAGAAAAAGUGCACCAUUCUGUGAGCGAAAGUGGGGAGGAGGAGGAGCAGAGAGGGGGGAACGAGGAGACAUUUUUCCUAAGGGCUCCGUCCCUCAAUUGGCUGAGGAUGAUGUUGUGAUUUUGCAUGUGUGUAGGUGGAUUGUGUGUAUGUUUCGCAGCUUUAGUGUGUGCACAGGGAUGGCUUGGGAUGAUUUAGCAGGUAGUGUGAGACCAGACAUUCCAAAGUGGCCUGCUGGCUCCCGGCUGUCUCUUAGCUGGUGCCUUUUUUCCUUUUGCCUGGCAACACAAGCUCAGAGGCCUUAGUAUCUGCCUUAAGGUCAUGGAUCACUCUGCUGGAAAGUUCACUCUGCGUUAGGUGCUAGUUUGCAUGGCUUUUUGGCUGCCACACCAUCCCUGUUCCCUUUACACAGGUACAUUCACGAUCGGUCUUCCUCACACUUGACACUUAGAUUUAGCACAACUUUACUGGUUUGAUUAACUGAUUUAUACUCCGUUCCAGUUCAGUUCUUGUUGAUUAGUUUAGGUGCAGAGUUUCAAAUUCCAUUUGAAGCUGUAUUUUUAAAAGGUUUGCCUUCUAGAUUCACAUUUAGAUCUUAAAUUUCAUGAAAUGGGACGUUUUGAUCCUUCAUCAGAGGAAGUUUUGGUAUAGAGUAUAAAUUUGUUAGUUUAGUUUGUUUUUUUGGGCGGGGUCCCUCUCUUUCUUCAGCCUUUGUGGAGCUGAUAAUUUCCAAGAAUUCAUGCUGCACUGCUGUUGUUAUAAUCUUACCGAUAGUGAUCUGUUGUGUGUGUGUGUGUGUGUGUGUGUGUGUGUGUGUGUGUUUGCAUGCCUUUUGCCCCCCCACCCCAAAAAAGACAUUGUUAAUCUCUCUCAUAAUCACGUAAAAAUUCACCAAGGUUUUUUUUUUAUCAAAUACAUCAAAACAUCUCUGCCAUGUUUUUAGGCUAAAAUGUGUGUGUGUGUCUGUAUAUGUAUGAAGUAGUGUUCUGUCCUACACUUAUCGUUUACACCGUGUUGGUCAGACCAUCGGAGAGCCCUUUAUUUGCUGAAUUUGCAGCCCGUCACAUUGGAUGAGACAUGCCUGUACUUCUCUUCAAUCUGUACAAUCAGCGCUUUCAUAAACCAGUAGAUUCAAGUGUGAUAGUAAACUUUCUCUCUGUCUCUCAUAUCAAUUUUGAAAAAAAAUUAUAAUAAUAUUCACUCUAAAUACUGUGACCGGCAUCUAUCUGAUGCCUUCCUCUUCUGUAGGUUUCUAGAUGGCCGAAGCCAUGCUUCUCGUAGGUCUCUGACAUCAAGGCACUAAUUUUUUGCUAUUACCUUGUUUUUCAUUUGUUUUUGUACACUUAAUAAAGAAUGUGCUUUGCUCUGAUAA
Molecule: messenger RNA, 2847 nt
Organism: Carassius carassius (crucian carp)
Lineage: Eukaryota; Metazoa; Chordata; Actinopteri; Cypriniformes; Cyprinidae
Product: 2',3'-cyclic-nucleotide 3'-phosphodiesterase-like
Exons: 4
Coding region: 205-1500 (431 amino acids)
Biological process (GO): cyclic nucleotide catabolic process
Cellular component (GO): cytoplasm; membrane
Molecular function (GO): 2',3'-cyclic-nucleotide 3'-phosphodiesterase activity
Source: RefSeq, a predicted model, not a curated record